GUUAGGAAUAAAAAUUGGAAACCUCCGAGGGACGAAUACUUCUCUCUAAUAUCCAAGUCAACGUCGCCAUCAUCUCUCUCUUAAAUAGGCGUGCUUAUUUCGCACUCAAAUUUGGAGAUGAGAGCAAUGGAAAGGACAUGGACACCAGAAUAAGAAGGUGGUGAUGAUUCUCUGAUUCCUUAUUCUCAUAUUUUUUCGAGCUGUGAAACAAGAAAUGCGUCCAUAGCUUCUGAAAGUCACAGGCUUUGGAACAUUUUCACUGAAUGAGUGAUGAUGAUGGCGGGUGGCAGUAGCAAGAACCAUGUCCUCCCUGUCUCAUCCAUGGGCCUCGAAAGGGCUGACUCUCUUCACCCCAAGCCCUCCUCCUCCGCCCUUACUAAGCGUGGUGCUUAUGCUGCUCUUUCCUACAUGACCUGUGCAGUACUUUUGGUGAUGUUUAACAAAGCAGUUCUUUCUUCGUACAAAUUCCCGUGUGCUAAUGUCAUCACACUGCUUCAGAUGAUCUGUUCAACUUCAAUUCUUUAUGUGAUGAGGCGGUGGAAGAUCAUUUCAUUUACCAUGGGGGAAUCAUAUACAGCAUCUGCUGACAGCUCCACGAGCCUUGUACCGAUGGAGACAUUGCUUCACACUCUGCCUCUUGCUCUAUCUUAUUUGCUUUACAUGCUGGCCUCAAUGGAAUCUGUACGUGGAAUCAAUGUUCCAAUGUACACUGCUAUUAGGAGGACAACUGUGGUGUUCACGAUGAUUGUGGAAUAUCUUCUUACUGCACAGAAGUAUUCAUCUUCUAUAAUUGCCAGUGUGGCUGUUAUAGUUUUUGGAGCAUUUAUUGCUGGAGCUCGGGAUUUGUCAUAUGACUUUCAUGGCUAUGCCAUUGUUUUGGUAUCCAACAUAGCUACUGCUAUAUACUUGGCAACUAUAGCCCGCAUUGGGAAAUCAAGUGGCCUGAACAGCUUUGGUCUUAUGUGGUGCAAUGGAUUGAUUUGUGGACCAAUUUUACUCCUAUGGACGUAUUUUAGGGGUGAACUGGGGACAACAGUGAAUUUUUCUUAUUUAUAUUCUCCAGGCUUUCAGGCUGUGAUGCUGCUUUCUUGUAUAAUGGCUUUUUUCUUGAAUUACAGCAUAUUUCUUAACACAACACUCAACUCUGCUGUUACGCAGACCAUGUGUGGUAAUUUAAAGGACUUUUUUACUGUUGGAAUUGGUUGGUUGUUAUUUGGUGGACUGCCUUUUGAUCUGCUAAAUGUUAUCGGACAAGCCCUUGGGUUUCUUGGCUCAGGUUUUUAUGCCUACUGCAAAAUCAAGGGCAAAUAGCUUUAGACUAACUUGAGAAAGAUGAUGAUCUAAUGAUGAGUUAUUAGAGCUACUAUUCUCGAGCAAUCGGCAAGAGUCUAACAAGCACAUAGGUUAUCCGUAUGCUGGAAGAAAUUCUGGGCAAUGCUGAUUCAUUUGAUACCUCGUAAUCUUUUGCAGUACUUGCUGUUAUGGCAUCCUUUUUGAUAUAGUCUUCUGUUUGGGAAGAAAAGAAAUCAAAGUUAAAUGGAGUUGAGAGUUGUUCAAGGGAUUGUGGAGAGUGGCUAUUUUCUGGCACACACAUUGUGAGAAGCUUUUUGUGUAAGAGUUGAAACCCGGUUGAGUAACAGGACUGUUUCAGAAAGAAAAAGAAGAUUUUAUUCUCGUUUUUUUUU
Amborella trichopoda is the source of this 1685-nucleotide messenger RNA. RefSeq names its product Nucleotide/sugar transporter family protein. Lineage: Eukaryota; Viridiplantae; Streptophyta; Magnoliopsida; Amborellales; Amborellaceae. The record is from RefSeq and is a predicted model, not a curated record.